GACUCGGGACGGGAUGGAUACAUUGACCUGAUGGAGCUGAAGCUGAUGAUGGAAAAACUGGGAGCCCCACAGACCCAUCUGGGGCUGAAGAACAUGAUCAAGGAGGUGGAUGAAGACUUUGAUGGGAAGCUCAGCUUCCGUGAGUUUGUUCAAAUUUUCCAUAAAGCUGCAGCUGGGGAACUCGAGGAGGACAGUGGCCUGUUGACUCUUGCAAAGCUCUCGGAGAUAGAUGUCUCCAUUGAGGGAGUGAAAGGAGCCAAGAACUUCUUUGAAGCUAAGGUUCAAGCCCUGUCUUCAGCCAGUAAGUUUGAAGCAGAGAUAAAAGCUGAGCAGGAUGAGCGAAAGCGGGAAGAGGAGGAAAGGAAACACCGCCGAGCGGCUUUCAGGGAGUUAAAAUCUGCAUUUACCCAGUAACUGACCAGCCAAUAUGUACUCUGAGAUUGCACAUGACUUGGUACGUUUCCCUGAUCAGGGCUCUACCUGAAGAGAACUGCCUGGAUCCUGCCUAAAACUCAUUACAGCUUUGCUAGCCUUCCUCUCCUGAAGAUCCUCCUGAGUUUCUAAGGGCACAACUCUUGCAGUUACUAUGCAUUCCUAAUGAUGUGAAUCAUAAGAGCUGUGUACGUGCUGUUUGUUUUGAACUGUCAGGAGCACGUCACCCUGAAGCAGAAACAGCAGGUAGCAAAUCACAGUAAGCACUGACAAGCUUCGUGCUCGCCGAUUUUGUUCUUUCCUUCUUUCCUAGACAUCCUUUUCCUCUUAACUCCUUACUAAUUAAUUCCUUGCUUACAGGCAAGUAGUGAGGUCU
Molecule: messenger RNA, 808 nt
Organism: Antrostomus carolinensis (chuck-will's-widow)
Lineage: Eukaryota; Metazoa; Chordata; Aves; Caprimulgiformes; Caprimulgidae
Gene: EFHD1
Product: EF-hand domain family member D1
Exons: 4
Coding region: 31-414 (127 amino acids)
Cellular component (GO): mitochondrial inner membrane
Molecular function (GO): calcium ion binding; calcium ion sensor activity
Source: RefSeq, a predicted model, not a curated record